Messenger RNA from Lepisosteus oculatus (spotted gar), 1532 nucleotides. Its product is annotated as pancreatic lipase-related protein 2-like. Gene Ontology annotation, biological process: lipid catabolic process. Lineage: Eukaryota; Metazoa; Chordata; Actinopteri; Semionotiformes; Lepisosteidae. The record is from RefSeq and is a predicted model, not a curated record. Gene Ontology annotation, molecular function: triacylglycerol lipase activity; protein binding.
CUCACACACCAAAGAGUCAUGCAGGAAAGACCAGUCAGCUGACACUCGUAAACUUGCAAGCCAAGCACAUGUACAGAUGUUGCUAUCCUGUGUUGCUGUCCUGUUUUUCCUUGGCACUGUACACACGGCUGAAGUCUGCUAUGGCAGGCUAGGCUGCUUCACAGAUGACAUGCCCUGGGCUGGCACAGCAGAGAGGCCCAUCGCUAAGUUACCCUGGAGUCCAGAGAAGAUUAGCGCCCGCUUCCUCCUUUACACCAGGCAGAACCCAAACAAUCACCAGGAAAUUACAGCUGACAAAGUAGAGACUAUUCUGGCAUCAAACUACAGGGGAAACAGGACGACACGCAUCAUCACCCAUGGAUACAUUGAUAAAGGAGAUGAAAACUGGCUGAUUGACAUGUGUAAACUGAUGCUGCAAAUAGAAGAUAUAAACUGCAUCUGUGUAGACUGGAAGAAAGGAGGGAGAACCCUGUACACGCAAAGUGCUCAGAACAUCCGAGUGAUUGGAGCGCAGAUGGCUGACAUGGUUACAACAUUUCAGACCAACUUUAAGCAGAAGCCAGCUGACUUUCAUAUAAUCGGACACAGUCUAGGGGCACAUGCUGCUGGUGAAGCAGGCCGAAGACUCAAAGGUCUUGGUAGAAUCACUGGUCUUGAUCCUGCAGAGCCAUACUUUCAGGGAACUCCCAUCUUGGUCCGACUGGACCCUAGUGAUGCAGUUUUUGUUGAUGUGAUUCACACAGAUUCACUUCCCAUGCUUCCUUAUGUUGGAAUGGGAAUGUCGCAGGCUGUGGGUCAUCUUGACUUCUACCCCAACGGAGGGGAACACAUGCCAGGCUGUGACAAGAAUGUCAUUUCUCAGAUAAUUGACAUAGAUGGGAUUUGGGAAGGAACCCGGGACUUUGUGGCCUGCAAUCAUCUGAGGUCUUACAAGUACUAUUCGGACAGCAUCUUAAACCCAGAGGGCUUCCUCGGAUACCCUUGUAAUGACGAUGAGGCAUUUAAAUCUGGUUCCUGCUUUCCCUGCCCCCAGAAUGGGUGCCCUUUCAUGGGUCAUCAUGCAAAUGAGUUCCAUGUACCAAAAGGUGCAGAAAAGUUGAAGUUCUAUUUAAACACUGGAGAUGCCCGGCCUUUUGGACGGUGGCAGUAUAAAGUGACAGUCACAGUCACAGGUGACAGAGCCGUUGCAGGCUACAUUAUGGUAUCUGUAUUUGGGACAAAUGGGAAUACAAAACAAUAUCAGAUUAUGAAGGGAACUCUUCGUCCAGGAAGAACAUACAUUGGUUUUAUUGAUACAGAGUUGGACGUGGGUGACGUUACUAAAGUAAAGUUCCUCUGGAGUAACAGUCAAAUCAAUCCUCUGCUGCCUACAUUUGGAGGUGAAACAGUGGUUGUGCAGAGAGGAGAAGACGGGAAAAUGUUCCAGUUUUGUGGGAGAGGACAAGUGCGAAAAGAUAUCCUUCAAACCCUGGAUGCCUGCACAUUUCUGUAAGAGCUAACGCCAUUCAAAACACUCAAAAUAAAGUCUUAUU